This is a messenger RNA of Myzus persicae (green peach aphid), 2754 nucleotides long. Its product is annotated as PHD finger protein 14-like. Gene Ontology annotation, biological process: regulation of transcription by RNA polymerase II. The transcript has 18 exons. Bases 269 to 2632 code for a protein of 787 amino acids. The record is from RefSeq and is a predicted model, not a curated record. Lineage: Eukaryota; Metazoa; Arthropoda; Insecta; Hemiptera; Aphididae.
UACAGUGCGUGCCCAAGCGUCAAGGCCUGCUCCCCACCGGCCAACAAGUCCCUUUGUUACUUUUCAACAUUCCGUUGUACGCACACGCGCAUUCCACAACGUCGCGACGGUCGACUGUCACGCACGUGUGAAUGACGCGCAUUUGAUUUUCACUAGGAAACGUCAUGUUUUAUUUACAAACUUAUUGAAGUCAAUCGCAUUGUCGUUCGCCAUACACUCGUGUUUUAAUGUCGAUUUAAUACGAAUUGUGAGAACUUAAGGACGGAAAAUGGACCGUGGCCCCAAUAAAAGGAAAAUUAAACCUCCAAAUAACAUGGAAUUACUUAUGGAUUUGUUUAGUGAAAGUUCAUCAGAUAGUGAUUUUAAUAUUGAAGAUCAUUAUGUUAAUAGUGAAUCUGAUUCUGGAGAUUCAAAUUUCUCUUUCACUGAGGAUUGUGGUAAUCUAAAAGAAGCUAAAAAAGAUGAUGAAAGCGAUAUUAAAUGUAACAAUGGUAAUACGACUACUGAUUUAGGUGUCAUGACAACCAAAGAAGAUGAUUCUGUAAAAGUGAAUAUAAAAGAAAUAAUUGAUACCAUUCGUAUUUGCAGUAUAUGCUUAGGUGAUGCCAGUGAUGAUUUAAACGAAUUAAUCGACUGUGACGAAUGUGGUAUAACAGUUCAUGAAAGUUGUUAUGGUGUUCAAGAUUCUGAAAGUGUUAAUUCAUCCAUAUCAUCAUAUUCUACGGAACCAUGGUUUUGUGAAGCUUGUAAAGCGGGCAUUCAAAAUCCUACUUGUGAAUUAUGUCCUAAUUUUGGUGGAAUAUUUAAAGAGACAAGUUGUGGUAAAUGGGUACAUUUAGUAUGUGCUCUUUAUAUACCUGGUAUAUGUGUUGGUGAAGUUACAAGUAUCAUUAAACUCGAGUUAUUUAAAAAUACUACACCUCAAUGGGGUAAUAAAAGUUGUACAUUGUGCAAGGAUUCCAGAUUUAGUAGCACUGGAGUGACUAUUGCAUGUGAUGCUGGGAUGUGCCGAACUAGUUUUCAUGUUACUUGUGCUCAACGAGAAGGUGGAUUAUCAGAUUCAACAAGUCCGGAUACUGACCCAACAGAUCCAUUUUACGCUCAUUGCAAAUUGCAUGUAGACAAACUGAUAGUAAAGAAAAAGAAAAGAAAUUGGGAAAUACUUCAAUUAAGAACAAAACAAAUGAAAUUAAAGCGUGAACAACAGUCUUUGGAAAAAUCACCGUCAUGGCAACGUAAUCAACAAUGGCUUAAAAAAUUACAAUUUAAGUAUGAUGAGAUGAAAAAAGUCAGCAAAACACCAACAGAAUCAACAUUUAUAUCAAAAGUUCCUCGUCCUAUUACAACAUCAGCUUCAUCAUGUCGAGCACUUUGGUUAAAAGCAGACUUAAUGGGUAUAAAUAUGAACUCCCAAGAGACUAUUGAAAAUCAAAUAAAGGAAUUGCGUGAUGUACCAAAAAAAUGGUAUAUACCACCUGCGUUUAGUUUGGAAUUUGUAAGUUAUUUUACAGAUAGAAAAUUAAGGUUGGCAGAUUUACAAAAGGAGCUGAAACAUUUUACGGAGCAAAACAACAUACUCUGUGGUAAACAAAAAAUUGUACAAGAAAAAUAUAAUCAAGAUUCCAAAAAUAAUGAAAUACUAAAAAAAAAACAUUUGGAACUCGAAAAUAUUAUUAAAGCAUACCAUUAUGCUAUUAAUUCGUGCAAUCCCAAUUCUAAUAUUUUGGAUUUAGAUAUACUUCCUAGAGAAGUUCAAUAUGGUCAUAAUUCUUUUAAUAAUGUGACCCCAUUAGGUUUGUUUAAUAAAUGUGGUAUUUGCAGUCAUACAAAUGAUCAACAUUUGCUAGCAAAAUGUGAUACAUGCUGCUUAUACUACCAUUUGCGUUGUUUAUCUCCACCACUAACUAGAAUGCCCAAGAAAACAAAAUUAUGUGGAUGGCAAUGCAGCGAUUGUGAAAAUACCAAUUCAAACUCUGAUCAAAAAAUAGUAGAUCCAAUUGCUCCUAGAAAAUCAAAAUAUAGUGGAAUACAGCAGUCUAUUUCAGACAGUCGCAGAUCUUCAUCUAUUGUUAAUGAUUUACAGGAUUUCAAUGGUUCGUCAACACAGAAUAAUAUAUCUGAUGCAUCAAAGAGAAAAAAAAAUGAACAGCACAGCAACAAAUAUUCUUCCGAAAUAAAAACUAAACGAGUUAAGUAUUGCAAACCCAAACAUAAGCACCACAAAGGCUCAGAAUUGAAGCCAACUGAUAAUCAUUUAGCUAAUGAAUCUCCUCAACAUGCAAUCAAGCUCUUUAUAAAAUCCACCCCGAGUGCUAGUGGGCUAAAGACAAUAUCAUCAGAAUUACUCAUUGGUCCACUAUCAGAUGGUACACGUAAAACAUCUCCAACUAAACCAGAAAAGAGUGUUACACCUAUCAGAAUCAAAAAGACUUCGACAGAUAUUAAACUAACUCCUUUGUGCUAUACUUGUAAGACAACUGGAACAACAGACAUAAUGGUUCAGUGUGAAGAUUGCAGCGACUAUUUUCAUUUUAGCUGUCUUGAUCCCCCAGUGAAAAAAACACCAAAAGUUUGUGGCUACUCAUGGCACUGUGAAAAAUGUGAUCCAACGGACAGUGACUUCUCGUCUUGAAAUUAUUUGGAAGCAAAGUUCUGCCACAUUGUUAUCAAUGAUCUUAAAUUAUUAUUUAUACUCAAAAAGGUUUUAUCAAUUUUACUACUAUUGUAUUUUUUAUUUUUUCCAUCCUAAUGGAU